CCUCGCUUCCUCCGCGGUCUUCCGAGCGGUCGCGUGAACUGCUUCCUGCAGGCUGGCCAUGGCGCUUCACGUUCCCAAGGCUCCGGGCUUUGCCCAGAUGCUCAAGGAGGGAGCGAAAGUAAGGGCUGAAGGAAAGGAAUGAGGUGGGAGCGUCAGCAUAGGGCUGCGGCGGCCGCGGCGAAGUAGGAGGGCCUACUAACGGGCUGAGCGUGCUGCCCUGGCUCAGCGGCCGGGGGAAGAGAAGAUUCCAGAAAGGGAGGUGAUUUUGGAAGGGCUCGGCCACCGGAGCCUGCGGGCACUUCUCUUCUUCCGCGACCGGGAGAAGGCCGAGGGAUCGGCGGCACGAUCGACAUUGUACACCUUGAAGGUGGACGGAUGUGAAGCCGCGCGUGCGUUUUGCCUCCAUCCGUAAAUGGGGCUAAGGCCCGUCACCCUUAAAGGAGGUUGUGAGGGUGAAAUUGAAUAACGUAGAUGAAAUUGUCUUGAGAACUGCGACGUCGAUUAUCACAUAGCUCGCGAGUUGUAGGAUGGGGAAGAACGAGAACUAGCCGAUCCAGAGAAGAGAGUGGGAAAAAGGGCCGGGUCUUGGUUGCUUGCUUCCCAGUGAGAAACAUACGGCUUUCAGCUUAGUUGACAGAAGCCAUGCGUUGUAGCCAAAUGAGUUCCGGUCCCAACUUAUGUUAGCUGGCUUAAUCUAAAAUGUAACUUUCUUGGGUUUUGUUUCCUUCGUCUUUAAAUUAUGGAGAUUGGACCAAGAGGUGGUGUCUUUGAGUUCUGUGUAAUCUGCAGGAUAAGUGAUAGAGGGGUGCAGAUAACACUUUUGUUUAAUGGCCUUUUCUUGAACGUUAGUUCGGUAGCAUAGUUUUAAAAAAUAUCUUACUGCACUAUUGAUAAAUUUGUCUCUUGUGCUAUUCAAAUUGCAUUCCUCUGUGUGUCCUCCAGAUUUUGUUAAUUCAAGAAAUAGAUCAGUGUGGUUGAAUUUAAGGUUUUAUGCGAGGUACGGGGAGCAUUAACAGUUUAAUAGAACUAGGUUCAUGUUUGUAGGAUGCACUUUUCAAAUAAUGUCGGUAUAGUAAGUAAAUGUCAGGGUUCAAGGUAAAUGUUGGUGGAAUAAUCUUUUGAAAAUGAUAUGGGCUGAUUCCCUUGAAAAAAUCAGGCUGAGAUAAUAGCUUCCAAUUUGGGUUUUUUUCACUAAUACAGUUUUGGAAAACUCGUGUAUCACAAAACAUUAUUUGUCAUUCCAGUGCUAGUAGUUUUUUACAGAACACUGAGCUAUUUCUUUCAAUAAAUAGGUACUGAAGGAACUGCAGUGAAAGACAAAAGUCCCAUUUGUCGUAGAGUUUAUGUCCUUCUAAGGCAGAAAUAAUGAUUAAAUAAAAGGAGAAUUCCAAAUAAUGAUGAAAGAAACUGCACUAUAGUAGAGGAUGACAGGAGGUAAAAAUGUCUGUAAAAGAAGGAUCAGGAAUAGACAGAACACUUAGACGUUUAGGGAAGAACUCUUAGCUCAGUGCUUAGUGAGAGAAGCCCCUGAGCCUGGGCUGUUUCCCCCGACCUCUUACUUAGGGGGAAAUGCCAGGCUCAGGGACUAACUAGUACAAAGACCCUGAGGAAGGAAUGAUUUUGACCUGUUUUUUUUUUAAAACAACAACAACAACAACAGGUUGUAGGGCUGAAGCUUACCAAAGAAAGGAAGAAUGCACUUUUCAGGAUUAGAAGAGGCUGUGUAUAGAAACAUACAAGCUUGCAAGGAGCUUGCCCAAACCACUCGUACAGCAUAUGGACCAAAUGGAAUGAACAAAAUGGUUAUCAACCACUUGGAGAAGUUGUUUGUGACAAACGAUGCAGCAACUAUUUUAAGAGAACUAGAAGUACAGCAUCCUGCUGCAAAAAUGAUUGUAAUGGCUUCUCAUAUGCAAGAGCAAGAAGUUGGAGAUGGCACAAACUUUGUUCUGGUAUUUGCUGGAGCUCUCCUGGAAUUAGCUGAAGAACUUCUGAGGAUUGGCCUGUCAGUUUCAGAGGUCAUAGAAGGUUAUGAAAUAGCCUGCAGAAAAGCUCAUGAGAUUCUUCCUAAUUUGGUAUGUUGUUCUGCAAAAAACCUUCGAGAUAUUGAUGAAGUCUCAUCUCUACUUCGUACCUCCAUAAUGAGUAAACAAUAUGGUAAUGAAGUAUUUCUGGCCAAGCUUAUUGCUCAGGCAUGCGUAUCUAUUUUUCCUGAUUCCGGCCAUUUCAAUGUUGAUAACAUCAGAGUUUGUAAAAUUCUGGGCUCUGGUAUCAGUUCCUCUUCAGUAUUGCAUGGCAUGGUUUUUAAGAAGGAAACCGAAGGUGAUGUAACAUCUGUCAAAGAUGCAAAAAUAGCAGUGUACUCUUGUCCUUUUGAUGGCAUGAUAACAGAAACUAAGGGAACAGUGUUGAUAAAGACUGCUGAAGAAUUGAUGAAUUUUAGUAAGGGAGAAGAAAACCUCAUGGAUGCACAAGUCAAAGCUAUUGCUGAUACUGGUGCAAAUGUCGUAGUAACAGGUGGCAAAGUGGCAGACAUGGCUCUUCAUUAUGCAAAUAAAUAUAAUAUCAUGUUAGUGAGGCUAAACUCAAAAUGGGAUCUCCGAAGACUUUGUAAAACUGUUGGUGCUACAGCUCUUCCUAGAUUGACACCUCCUGUCCUUGAAGAAAUGGGACACUGUGACAGUGUUUACCUCUCAGAAGUUGGAGAUACUCAGGUGGUGGUUUUUAAGCAUGAAAAGGAAGAUGGCGCCAUUUCUACCAUAGUACUUCGAGGCUCUACAGACAAUCUGAUGGAUGACAUAGAAAGGGCAGUAGACGAUGGUGUUAAUACUUUCAAAGUUCUUACAAGGGAUAAACGUCUUGUACCCGGAGGUGGAGCAACAGAAAUUGAAUUAGCCAAACAGAUCACAUCAUAUGGAGAGACAUGUCCUGGACUUGAACAGUAUGCUAUUAAGAAGUUUGCUGAGGCAUUUGAAGCUAUUCCCCGCGCACUGGCAGAAAACUCUGGAGUUAAGGCCAAUGAAGUAAUCUCUAAACUUUAUGCAGUACAUCAAGAAGGAAAUAAAAACGUUGGAUUAGAUAUUGAGGCUGAAGUCCCUGCUGUAAAGGACAUGCUGGAAGCUGGUAUUCUAGAUACUUACCUGGGAAAAUAUUGGGCUAUCAAACUCGCUACUAAUGCUGCAGUCACUGUACUUAGAGUGGAUCAGAUCAUCAUGGCAAAACCAGCUGGUGGGCCCAAGCCUCCAAGUGGGAAGAAAGACUGGGAUGAUGACCAAAAUGAUUGAAAUUGGCUUAAUUUUUACUGUAGGUGAAGGCUGUAUUUGUAGUAGUACUCAAGAAUCACCUGAUGUUUUCUUAUUCUCCUUAAAUUAAGAGUUAUUUUGUGUUUGUAUUCUUGGCUGGAUGUUAUAAUAAACAUAUUGUUACUGUCAAA
Messenger RNA from Homo sapiens (human), 3433 nucleotides. It is a transcript of the gene CCT8, whose product is annotated as chaperonin containing TCP1 subunit 8. Gene Ontology annotation, biological process: protein folding. The record is from RefSeq and is a predicted model, not a curated record. Gene Ontology annotation, cellular component: cell body; cytoplasm; chaperonin-containing T-complex. The transcript has 15 exons. The coding region runs from base 1695 to 3284 and encodes 529 amino acids. Gene Ontology annotation, molecular function: ATP-dependent protein folding chaperone; protein folding chaperone; ATP binding. NCBI's taxonomy places the organism in Eukaryota, Metazoa, Chordata, Mammalia, Primates, Hominidae.